AUGGGUUCAUGUUGUAGCUGUUUGAAAAAUACUUCAGAUUCGUAUUCAGAUAAUGAAUCCAAUAUCAAUGAUUCUCAAUUUAACAAUACAAACAAUGCUAACAUAGACGAUGACUCUAACAUCCUACCCAUUGCAGAUAAUGAAAGAGAAGCCGUCACUGCAUUGUUAGGAUAUUUAGAAAAUAAAGAUAAUUUGGACUUCUAUUCAGGUGGUCCAUUAAAGGCAUUAACCACUUUAGUCUAUUCGGAUAAUUUGAAUUUACAAAGAAGCGCAGCUUUAGCAUUCGCUGAAAUUACUGAAAAAUACGUUUGUCAAGUUGAUAGAAAAGUCCUAGAACCAAUUUUAAUUUUAUUACAAAGUAAUGAUUCUCAAAUUCAAAUUGCCGCUUGUGCAGCUUUGGGUAAUUUGGCUGUAAAUAAUGAAAAUAAAUUAUUGAUAGUAGAAAUGGGUGGAUUAAAUCCAUUAAUUAAUCAAAUGAUGGGAGAUAAUGUGGAGGUUCAAUGUAACGCGGUAGGUUGUAUUACCAAUUUGGCUACAAGAGAUGAUAAUAAAAGCAAAAUUGCAACUUCUGGUGCAUUGAUUCCAUUGACAAAAUUGGCUAAAUCAAAGCAUAUGAGAGUACAGAGAAACGCCACGGGGGCUCUACUGAAUAUGACCCAUUCAGGUGAAAAUAGAAAAGAAUUAGUAAAUGCUGGUGCUGUCCCAAUCUUGGUGUCUUUACUGUCAUCUACUGAUCCUGAUGUUCAAUAUUAUUGUACUACUGCAUUAUCAAACAUUGCUGUAGAUGAAGAAAAUAGACAAAAAUUAUCCCAAACUGAACCUCGGUUGGUUACUAAGCUAGUGAAUCUAAUGGAUUCAACUUCUUCAAGAGUCAAAUGUCAAGCAACUUUGGCAUUAAGAAAUUUAGCAUCCGAUACAAGUUACCAAUUAGAAAUUGUGAGGGCAGGAGGAUUGCCUCAUUUGGUUAAAUUGAUUCAAUCAGAUUCAAUUCCAUUGAUAUUAGCAAGUGUUGCUUGUAUUCGUAAUAUAUCCAUUCAUCCAUUAAAUGAAGGGUUAAUAGUAGACGCUGGUUUUUUAAAGCCUUUAGUUAAUUUACUAGACUAUAAAGAUUCAGAGGAGAUUCAAUGUCAUGCAGUUUCCACCCUAAGAAACUUAGCAGCUUCUUCAGAAAAGAAUCGUAAAGAAUUUUUCGAAAGUGGUGCUGUUGAAAAAUGUAAAGAACUAGCCCUAGUAUCACCUAUCAGUGUUCAAAGUGAAAUAUCCGCAUGCUUUGCAAUCCUUGCAUUAGCAGAUGUCUCAAAAUUAGAUCUUUUAGACAUGGAUAUACUAGAUGCACUAAUCCCAAUGACUUAUUCUGCCAAUCAAGAGGUUUCAGGAAACGCUGCAGCUGCCUUAGCCAAUUUAUGCUCAAGAAUAAAUAACUAUAAUAAAAUCAUUGAAUUCUGGAACAAACCCAGUAAUGGCAUUCGCGGUUUCUUAUUAAGAUUUUUAGAUAGUGAUUAUGCAACAUUUGAGCAUAUUGCACUUUGGACGAUAUUACAGCUCUUAGAAAGUCAUAAUGAAAAAAUAAUGAAUUUAGUCAAAUCAGAUAAAGACAUGAUUGAUGGGGUUACAAGAAUGGCUAAUGUAACAUUUGAAAGAAUACAAAAUUCUGGUAUAGAUAUAAAUGAGAAUGGCGAAAACAGAGCUGACAAAAAUAAGAAUGGACAAGCAAAUGGAGAAAUCGAGAAUUCUAGAAUGUCCGAACCAGUAGAAGAUGCAAGCAUAGAGUUAUACAAUAUUACUCAGCAAAUACUUCAAUUUCUAAACUAA
Messenger RNA from Naumovozyma dairenensis CBS 421, 1812 nucleotides. RefSeq names its product protein anchor VAC8 (gene VAC8). The coding region runs from base 1 to 1812 and encodes 603 amino acids. Lineage: Eukaryota; Fungi; Ascomycota; Saccharomycetes; Saccharomycetales; Saccharomycetaceae. The record is from RefSeq and is a predicted model, not a curated record. The transcript has a single exon. Gene Ontology annotation, cellular component: fungal-type vacuole membrane. Gene Ontology annotation, biological process: vacuole inheritance; nucleus-vacuole junction assembly. Gene Ontology annotation, molecular function: protein binding; protein-membrane adaptor activity.